AUGACACAGCCGCAAAAAGCUGAUGAAAAACCAAGGUUCUUUCGUGAUGAAGAUGAAUCUGUAAUAAAUUUGAACGAAUCUCGAUCUCUUUUUGUACAGGAUGAGGCAGAUGAUUCUGAUGAUGGCCAAGGACAUGUUGAAAGUUCCUCAGAAGUAUCAAGUAAUACAUCUAAUCAUAAGGAAAGGUUUUUUGAAUCUUUGAAGGAGAUUCUUGGAGAAAAUAUGAUUUCGUCCUCUCAACUCCACACUCUUUGGAGUUCAUAUGGUCUGCUCAAAGAUGGUAUAAGUAUUGCAGCUGAUAAAUUCUUUGAGGACAAGGAAUUACUUUCCAAAAGUAAAACUGAAUCUAAAAUGCCGGCUGGUGAUAAUAUAGAGGUGAUAGAUUUGUCGGAUGAAGAAAAUGAUGACGAAUUGUCUAUUCUGCCGUCUUCGUCCCAAUUAUCCCAACUGUUUACAAAUAAGAGGACCAGCACCCAAGCAGGUUUAGAAUCACCUAUGUCAUCUGACAAGGGAAGGAACCGAUGGUCUCGUUACAUUGGGUCUAUUCAUACUAUGGGAUUCGCUACACGGCCAACCGUAAAACCAGUUCCUAUCGGAUCCCGUUUAGGUUUUAAAAAAUCUGUACCGAAGGAUCUUCCCUUAGGUAAAUCACUUCAGCACCAGCACUGUUCGCAUUUAGUUCGCUUAAUCGAUACCUCACAGGAUAGAGAACUUGGUCGAAUGCCUGAAGAUGUUGCAAGAAUAUUGUACCCACUUUUAGACUACAGCGAACAGGUCAGUCUGGAGCCAUAUCUUCUCAUUAAUAAUGGUAAGAGAUUCAGUGUUGGAGAUAAUAUUUACAUCAGAAUUGAUUGUUAUUUGACCUCACAGGCUUUCGUCCGCAUUGAAGGCGGAAGUAUUCUGAACAAAUCUUUUAUCAAUGACCAUGGCAUGGACACACGUCAGUUGCAUCGCGCCGGAGCGAUAAUGGCAUUGUUUGAUGCGAUAAAUAUACAACCAGUGUACGGAGACACCAAAAAUGAGAUGAUACCUAACUACCAAGAAAACACUGUUUCUAGUUCCCAGUUUCAGGAUGAAGCUUUGAACAUCAAUCAACUAAAAUCAUUUUACAGAAUUACACAGUCCGCGGCCUCAUUGCAAAACUUACCAGAAACUACCCCAGAUGAAUCACUUUUUAAAUUGCAAUUGAGAAGGUACCAAAAGCAAAGUUUGUCAUGGAUGCUCAAAAGAGAAUACGAGUAUAGUCAUUUAUCAGAGAAAGCCGCAGAAGUGUCUAUUGAUGGGAAUAGUAUGAAUCCACUAUGGAAGAAAUUCCGCUGGCCAUCUAAUUCAAAACAAGGGACUCCAAACCACGAAGAUGAUUGCUUCUUUUAUGCUAAUUUAUACACUGGUGAGUUUUCUAUCGAGAAGCCGGUCAUUAAGACGAUAAUCAAUGGAGGUAUUUUGGCGGAUGAGAUGGGUCUAGGGAAAACAAUAUCAGCUUUAGCAUUGAUUUGUACUGCUAGCUAUGAUGAGGCUCAUGAAAAGAAAAUUGAGUCAACCAAAAAGCCUUCUAUGAAGGAGAUGUCUUCUCAAGUGGAUUCCUCUCCAUUACGCCAUUCUCAACAUAAGCAUGACACUUAUGCUUACAGGACGACGUUGAUAGUAGUGCCGAUGUCCUUAUUGAAUCAGUGGCAAUCAGAAUUCGAAAAGGCCAACAAGGACCUCAAAAAACGUUGUGAAAUUUAUUACGGGAAUAAUAUUAAAGAUUUAAGGGCGUAUGUGCUUGGCCCCAACGCUCCCUCAGUAAUCAUAACUACUUAUGGGAUAAUUCAGAGCGAAUAUGGGAGAACCUCAACAUCGGGAUUAUUCAAUGUGGUCUUCUUUAGAAUAAUAUUGGAUGAAGGUCAUACGAUUAGAAAUAGAAGUACAAGGACAUCUAAAGCUGUCAUAGCCUUGCGGAGUUCCAGAAAAUGGAUCUUGACAGGAACACCAAUCAUCAAUCGACUUGACGAUCUAUUUUCCUUAGUUCAGUUCUUGAACUUAGAGCCCUGGUCUCACAUCAACUAUUGGAAGCGUUACGUUUCAGUUCCUUUCGAGAAAGGUAACUAUGCGCAGGCAUUUGAUGUCAUAAAUGCAGUAUUGGAGCCUGUGCUUCUCAGAAGAACGAAGAAUAUGAAGGAUGUUGAUGGCAAACCUUUAGUCUCUUUACCUCCAAAGGAAGUAAUCGUCGAAAAGUUGCAACUUUCAUCCAGUGAGAAAAGAGUUUAUCAAUCCAUGUUAGAAGAUGCGGAAAACUCUGUUAAAGAAGGGUUGGCCAAAGGUGAUCUAUUGAAGAACUACACUAAUAUCUUGGUCCAUAUUUUAAGACUUAGACAAGUCUGCUGUCAUUUGGAUUUACUCAAAAAGACACCAGAUCUCGGAGACCCAGAUCUUGAAGAUCUGGAGAACUCAACUCAAAACAUCUCCUCCAUCCUCAUGCCAAAAAAUAUUAAGUCACCAAAAAGUUCCAUUUCUCAAGAUAAAUUGGAUGCUUUAAGUGCGAACUUUCGUGAUAUUCACAGCGCUUCAGAGCAAUUACCUUCUUUUGAAUGUGCUAUUUGCACCACUGAGUGUAUUGAACCGCUGUCUGCGGUCUCUAUAACAGAGUGUCUCCACACAUUUUGUGAACCUUGUUUGGCAGAAUACAUUGAAUUUCAGCAAAAUAAAAAACUAUCCAUCAACUGUCCAUAUUGUAGAAUGCCGAUCUCAGAAGCUAAUGUGUUAAAGCUAAAGGAGCCAAUUGAUGCUGAAAGAGGAUAUGAACUAAUUUCGUUUCAUUCACAUUUCCAAUCGACUAAAAUUAAAGCUUUAUUGAGGCAUCUCAAGCAAAUACAAGAAACUUCUCCUGGUGAACAAAUAAUCGUAUUUUCUCAGUUCUCAUCAUUCCUAGACAUUCUAGAAAUAGAGCUACGUUCGCAUUUGCCAAGAGAUCAGGUAAUUAUUUACAAAUUCGACGGACGGUUAGAUAUGAAGGAACGGACUAGAAUCUUGGAACAGUUCCACGAUAAGGAUUUGAGUUGUAUAAAGUUAUUACUUUUGUCGUUGAAAACUGGAGGUGUGGGAUUAAAUUUGACUUGUGCAUCAAGAGCGUUUAUGAUGGACCCAUGGUGGUCUCCAGGUAUGGAAGAUCAAGCGAUUGAUAGAAUACAUCGUAUUGGUCAGCAGCAAACUGUCAAAGUUGUCCGGUUCAUUAUCGAUAAUAGUGUAGAAGAGAAAAUGUUAAGAAUACAGGAAAGAAAGAGAAUGUUAGGGGAUAUUGUUGAGGGUGAUGAGGCAGAAAGGAGACAGAAGAGGAUCGAGGAAAUCCAAAUGUUGUUUCAAUAG
Molecule: messenger RNA, 3345 nt
Organism: Kluyveromyces lactis
Lineage: Eukaryota; Fungi; Ascomycota; Saccharomycetes; Saccharomycetales; Saccharomycetaceae
Gene: RAD5
Product: DNA helicase RAD5
Exons: 1
Coding region: 1-3345 (1114 amino acids)
Molecular function (GO): ATP binding; hydrolase activity, acting on acid anhydrides, in phosphorus-containing anhydrides; nucleic acid binding
Source: RefSeq, a predicted model, not a curated record